GCUAUGAUCAAAGGAAUUUUGAGAAUUGAAAUGCCUUAUAACAUCGCAAAAGCGCACUUAGAUUUGAAAACGCAAAUGUCUAAUGCGGCAAAUGGUGCAAAUGUCACAUAUUCUAUGCAACAUGGGACAA
Racocetra fulgida is the source of this 130-nucleotide messenger RNA. Lineage: Eukaryota; Fungi; Glomeromycota; Glomeromycetes; Diversisporales; Gigasporaceae. The record is from the annotation of a GenBank genome assembly.